Molecule: messenger RNA, 318 nt
Organism: Ostreococcus lucimarinus CCE9901
Lineage: Eukaryota; Viridiplantae; Chlorophyta; Mamiellophyceae; Mamiellales; Bathycoccaceae
Exons: 1
Coding region: 1-318 (105 amino acids)
Source: RefSeq, a predicted model, not a curated record
AUGAUUCCACCGGCGUCCUCGUCCCCGUCUUCGUCCUCGUUUCGUGAAAACUACAUCGGAGCGACGAUACGCACCACCACGCGCGACGGGCGCUGCUUCGUCGGCACCCUUCGGUGCGUCGACAAGCAGAGGAACAUCGUCGUCUCCGACGCGCGCGAGUACGCCUCGCUCGACGCCGCGAUCGCGGACGACGGUUCCGAGGCCACCGCGCCGCAGCGCACGAUCAACAUGAUUCUCCUGUCCGAGAUCCAGCGCGCGUCGUGCGAGGUCUCGAGCGACGGCGCCGUCGCGGAGGCGCUCGCGGACCUCGCGCUGUGA